This is a messenger RNA of Ictalurus furcatus (blue catfish), 975 nucleotides long. It is a transcript of the gene cytl1, whose product is annotated as cytokine-like protein 1. The record is from RefSeq and is a predicted model, not a curated record. The transcript is spliced from 4 exons. Bases 134 to 712 code for a protein of 192 amino acids. Lineage: Eukaryota; Metazoa; Chordata; Actinopteri; Siluriformes; Ictaluridae. Gene Ontology annotation, biological process: positive regulation of transcription by RNA polymerase II.
GAUAACAUAAACAAAUUAGAUUAAACUACGAUUUAGAACCAGCAAGAGGGAAAUGAGUGCACACUUCACCACUAAACAUGAAUGGUGCUAGUGUUUGGUAUUCGUGGUGUUUGGCUUAUUCUAGGGAUUCUACAUGCACGCGCCUCCGUCCUCUGACAUCACGAUCCCUUAUAAACCAAAGCAGCGCAUUGUCCUGCAGACCAAAGUUGCUUUCGGAAGGAGCCACCGCGGGCAUACUAACAACUCCACAGAAAUGAGUUCGGCACCAGCUCAAUGCUUUUUCAUCUUCUUUGUACUCGUCUUCUCGAGUGUAGUGCGGGUGGGAAAAUGCGCGCCCCCGACCUGUUACUCGCGCGCUCUCCAACUCAGUAAGGAGAUCAUGGACGUGUUGGAGAAGACGCACAGGUCUCCGCGCACGAAGGACUGCGCUGAGAUUUUCCCGAAAAUGUUUCUGGACGUUCACAAUUCCUGUGUGACGGCUAAGCUGCGAGACUUCCUGUAUGUGUUGGAGAAUCUGCCAGGGAUUCAUUGCAGGACACGACCUCGUAUCGUCUUGUUGAAACGCAAGAUCCUCACACUCUACGAGAUCAUAAGCCGUGUAUGCUACCGGGAUCUGGUGUACCUGACAAACGACUGUGAGGCUCUGGACACGGGAAUCAGUUACCCACGAUACUCAGAAGACACACUGCAGCUACUGGAGGAAACAAGCUGAGACACACACACACACACACACACACACACACUUUUAAUUUAAAAAAUGCUACACGAACGAAAAGCAAAUUCUUUUUAACCUGAAAACAUGCAAAUACACACACACACACGCACACACAAACUUGCUUUUGUAUGUAUAAUGGUGUGUGAGUGUAUGUGUGUGUGUGUGUGUGAGAAACUGCAUUCCAGCAGCCAAAGGAAAACUUUCCACAGGAAAUAGUUUAAAUAGCCGCUGAGCACUUACACAAAAUGUGGCUUAUUUAU